AUGUCCGAAGGUGAGAAGAAAUCGAAGAAAGCCUCCAAGGGUUUUGAUACCCGCAAGUUUUUCCUCGAUUUAGCCACCGGAGGUACAGCUGCUGCCAUCUCAAAGACUGCCGUCGCCCCGAUCGAGCGAGUCAAGUUGUUACUUCAAGUUCAAGAUGCUUCGACCACGAUUGCCGCUGACAAGAGAUACAAGGGUAUCAUGGACGUUUUAGUUCGUGUCCCCAAGGAGCAGGGAUUUUCAGCUUUGUGGAGAGGAAACUUGGCCAACGUGAUUAGAUAUUUCCCAACUCAGGCGUUGAACUUUGCCUUCAAGGAUACCUACAAGAAGUUGUUUGUCGCUGGGUAAGUUUUUUGCUUUUUUGCUUGAUUUUUAGGUAACAAAGAUAGAGAAAAGCACGAGGAAAGUUGUCUAAACGUUUGAGGAACAAUUUGUUAUAUUUUCAGAUUGGGUUGACUUGAUUUAAUUGAGCUACAUUCGUUUUUGGCUAGUGUAAUAUAAAUUUUGUAAAAUUUGGUGGAUUUUUCACUUUUUUUAAUGUUUUUAGCCUGCUAUAUUCUAAAUCUUUCAGCUACGACAAGAAAAAGGACUUCUGGAAGUUCUUUGCCGGAAACUUGGCUUCUGGAGGUGCUGCCGGUGCCACAUCCUUGUGCUUUGUUUACCCGCUCGACUUUGCUCGUACCAGAUUGGCUGCUGAUGUUGGAAAAGGCGACUCUCGUGAAUUCAAAGGCCUUGGGGAUUGUUUGGUGAAGAUUGCCAAGUCUGAUGGGCCAAUUGGACUUUACAGAGGAUUCUUCGUGUCGGUUCAAGGUAUUAUUAUCUAUCGCGCUGCUUACUUUGGUAUGUUCGACACAGCCAAGAUGGUGUUCUCGGCCGACAAGAAGUUGAACUUCUUCGCUGCGUGGGGUAUUGCUCAGGUAAGCUUUUGGUGUUUUUGAUGUUGUUUUAGAGGAAAUGGAUUAUUUAUAAAGUUUUCUUAUAUUGUUGUAGAUUGUUUGUGGGUUUUUGUUAUUUUUUAGGUUUUUAAAGCUUUAAUGCUAAUAUUUUUGAGUUGUUAAAUGAUAAAAGAUUUUAUUAUAGCUUUCUAAUAAAUUCCGUAAUCUUAUAAACGUUUAUAACAAGAAAGUUUUAAAAUUUAUUUGUUUUAGGUUGUAACCGUUGGAUCUGGUAUCCUCUCGUACCCAUGGGACACCGUACGUCGUCGUAUGAUGAUGCAGAGCGGCCGGAAGGAUAUAUUGUACAAGAACACUUGGGAUUGUGCGGUGAAGAUUGUCAAGAACGAAGGAAUGAGCGCCAUGUUCAAGGGAGCUCUGUCGAACGUGUUCAGAGGUACUGGUGGUGCUUUGGUGCUCGCAAUCUACGACGAAAUUCAAAAAUUCUUGUAG
This is a messenger RNA of Bursaphelenchus okinawaensis, 1382 nucleotides long. Lineage: Eukaryota; Metazoa; Nematoda; Chromadorea; Rhabditida; Aphelenchoididae. The record is from the annotation of a GenBank genome assembly.